CUCUGUGCUCUGGGCUCUUACGGUUGGACCUGCCAGGCCGGUGCCUCAGUCCUUCAACUAGAUCAAACCAUGACUAUCAUCCUGCAAAAUGUGUGGAAUGAUACCGAUCUGUGGUUAUGGUUUGGGGAUGACUAUGGUAAUUUCAGCGACAUACCACCCACAGGAACAUCUUACAGUCCCUGUAGUGUGGACCCUGAGACACUCAACAAGUAUGCUGUGGUUGUCAUCUACGCCCUGGUCUUCCUGCUGAGCCUGCUGGGAAACUCCCUGGUGAUGCUGGUCGUCUUAUACAGCCGGAUUGGCCGCUCUGUCACUGAUGUCUACCUGCUGAACCUGGCCAUGGCCGACCUGCUCUUCGCCUUGACCUUGCCUAUCUGGGCCGCCUCCAAGGCAAAGGGCUGGACCUUUGGCACAGUCCUGUGCAAGCUGGUCUCGCUCCUGAAGGAAGUCAACUUCUACAGCGGUAUUCUACUGCUGGCCUGCAUCAGCGUGGACCGCUACCUGGCCAUUGUCCAUGCCACACGCACACUGACCCAGAAGCGGCACUGGGUCAAGUUCAUAUGCUUGGGCAUCUGGAUCCUGUCCUUCAUCCUGGCCCUGCCCGUCUUCCUCUUCCGCAAGGCCAUCUCCUCUCCCUAUUCUGGCCCAGUCUGCUACGAGGACAUGGGCACCAACACAACAAAAUGGCGGAUGGUGAUGCGGGUCCUGCCCCAGACCUUCGGCUUCCUCGUGCCACUGCUGGUCAUGCUGUUCUGCUACGGUCUCACCCUGCGCACGCUGUUUCAGGCCCACAUGGGGCAGAAGCACCGGGCCAUGCGGGUCAUCUUUGCUGUCGUGCUCGUCUUUCUGCUCUGCUGGCUGCCCUACAACCUGGUCCUGGUCUCAGACACCCUCAUGAGGCUCCAGGUCAUCCAGGAGACCUGUGUGCGUCGCAAUGACAUUAACCGGGCCCUGGACGCCACCGAGAUUCUGGGCUUCUUCCACAGCUGCCUCAAUCCCCUCAUCUACGCCUUCAUUGGCCAGAAGUUUCGCCACGGACUCCUCAGGAUCAUGGCCAUCCACGGCCUGGUCAGCAAGGAGUUCUUGGCCAAGGACAGCAGGCCUUCCUUUGUGGGCUCUUCUUCAGGGAACACUUCUACCACGCUCUAGGGCGCCCCGCCCCUGUGGCAGCCCCUCAGGACUCCUCCCUUCCCCUCAGCAUCCCAUUCCAAGCCUCACGGCCACUGGCUGCUCACAGUCUCCGGGUCAAGGAGCCGCCAUCGUGGCUACAGGAAGUUCCGAGGCCACGUGCUUCCCGGGUGCCCACUGUGUGGCUUAGAAAGCCUGCCCUGGUGCCCCAGCCCUGCCAGAAUUGCUGUGUCUGCUGCCAGAGCUCUGUCCGCCCAUCCGCUGAGCCCACAGCACUCUGUCUUCUGAGACAUUUGAAAGACGUUCUUUCAAGUGACUACAAAACCUUCCUGCCACUGGGAGCCAUCAGUGGUGACACCAUCAGUGCCUCCCCAGCUCUCCCUUUGCCGCCUGCUUGCCCGGUCCAGCUCCCUUGAGAGAGGCCGAGAAUGACAGAUGCUCACUUUCCAAGACCCCGUUAAGCUAGGAGUGGCCGUAUCACCCCGUUCUGACUAACAGUGUGCUGGUAAACUCCACUUCUGGGGAAAAUGUCGUGAUCUGCAGCGUUCGCCAAGUUCCCUGGUAUAAAUGCUGCCACCAUGGCCAUUUGAAGGGUGGUGGUGUUUAGUAAUCAGCUCACAAAAUUCUAGAGAAUGUAAUAAUCUGCUUUCCUAAGCAGAUACAAACCGGCUUCAGUGCACCAUUGCUUAAGAAGAAGUCUGCUGGGGCUGGGGGACUCCUGAGAAAUAUUCCUGAUUAAAAAGAGAGAGAGACACACACAUAUAUUCCUGGUCCCUGCCUUUGAAUAUUGUUAUAGGAUGUGAUAUGUGGAGCUGAGGCAGCCACUUUGUGACAAUGAGGCUGAUAGAGCCAAAGGAUGAAAAGAACUUGAGAAUAAAGAGCCCAGAAAUAAACCUAAGCAUAAAUUGUUAAAUGAUUUUC
This is a messenger RNA of Equus quagga, 2049 nucleotides long. RefSeq names its product C-X-C chemokine receptor type 2-like. NCBI's taxonomy places the organism in Eukaryota, Metazoa, Chordata, Mammalia, Perissodactyla, Equidae. The coding region runs from base 70 to 1149 and encodes 359 amino acids. The transcript has 2 exons. The record is from RefSeq and is a predicted model, not a curated record. Gene Ontology annotation, cellular component: membrane. Gene Ontology annotation, molecular function: C-X-C chemokine receptor activity. Gene Ontology annotation, biological process: neutrophil chemotaxis; G protein-coupled receptor signaling pathway; immune response.